UUACCUGGCUGAAUUCUACUCACAAGGACCCUGCACCCAGAGGCACUAUGGAGAAAUGCCUUUAAAAUAAGUUUGUUUUAAUUAAGGGAAUAUCAGAAGAAACCAAAAGCCAUCUGGACUAGUUCCUGAAUGAGAUUUUUCUUCCUGUUUGCAGUUGUUUUGAAGGAGGAUACUGUCUGGAUCAGUCUGUCUCCCUGCAGCUUUGAGCGUCUCCAUUUCUUCCAGUGUGGGAGAGAGAUCUUAGAGAUGGCUUGCACUGUCAGAAUUAAAAUGUGCUGGUUUCAAGGAAAUAGCCUGCAUAUUGCCAAAUCCUCCUUAGGACUCUUGCGAAAUCUCUCUGCCUCUAACACAGCGCUGCCUGUGCUGACCUUAUUCACAAAGGAUCCAUGCCCACUUUGUGAUGAAGCCAAAGAAGUACUCAAGCCUUAUAAAGACAGGUUUAUUUUACAGGAGGUGGACAUCACACUUCCAGAAAAUUCUACAUGGUAUGAAAGGUAUAAAUUUGACAUCCCCGUUUUCCAUUUGAAUGGCCAGUUUCUGAUGAUGCAUCGAGUCAAUACCUCAAAGCUUGAAAAACAGCUUCUGAAACUUGAGCAGCAGGUGCUGGAGACAAACUGACAUCUCAUGAUUUUCACCCUUACUAUCAUAAGGCAUCUGCCUGAGCGUAUGACCAGGAUCUCGGAUUUCCUUGCCACUUUCACCAGAGCACUUACAAGGGUAUCACAUGAAUAUUUUCCAUUACUCUUCUGGUUGAUGCAGUACCAUGUGAGAACAGUUUGCUUACAGGCAUUUUGUGAACUAAGAGGACUGCAUUGUAGGGAGGGGGAAGCUGUAGGGAGGAAGAAAUCUAGUUGUUGAGUUAAUUUUUCUCUCUUUUUUUUUGUGACUGCAGACAGUACUGGACAGUGCCAAUAUAAAGCAGGCCCCACAGUCCUGCUGCUAAGCAGCUCUGGAACCUAAAUUUAGUGGAGUAAAUGUCCUUCCACUCACUAAAGUGGAAUGUGAAUUGUUAAUAACUGUGCAUAGUCAAUAAAGGGAUGUUUUAAUGAAUACAUCUGCAUGCAGCCCAUUUCAGUAGAAUUUAACAAUACCUGUUUAAAAUUAGCGUUCACUUUUGUUGAGCAGAGUAGAAUAAUUAUCCUAGCCAAAAAGGCUUCACUUUCAGAAAGACAAAAGAGACUUAAACCUCCAGUAUGUGUAUAACAGUCUCAGCUGUACAUGUCACCAUGGAAUUGAUGUGUAAUACUGAGGACUGUCUUAAGUUAUCAUCAAUUAAGUUAAUUCCACUAAUUAUAAGAUAGUAACUGUCAAAUUUUUGUAUCUUUGGAAAAUUCAUUUUAAUCAUAACUGAACAUAUGUACCAUCUAAACCUAAAGUACAUUUUAUAUAAAGUGUUAGAGAUGUGAUUUUGUACCUUAUUUAUAUUUUGUCAGAUUUGGCAAACAUCAGAAUGGAAUCACUUAAAAACAAAACUGUCUUUUUCUCUUAAAUCACGUCCCUAUAAAGUUCUGCUGUGAACUGUUUGGAUAUUAUAAGCCACGAAAUCUAUAAGUGCUCAAUGUGAUUUAGUCUUAGAAUUAUAGAAUAUUGCAGCCCACCAGCAUUAGACAUUGUCCUUAUAUUAUAUAUGAGAAAGAAUGUAGAGUUCAGGAAGAUGGAGGGACUUGGUCCAUAGUCACCUAGCCGCUGGGCUAUGUCUUGCCUAGAACCCUGGCAUUUCUAAUGUUCUCUGGACUUCUGUAGUGGUUCAAAUACAGCAACUCCAGCCACUGUGGGUUCAACACAGAGUAAGUCCUCCAAAGUUACUAUUAAAAAAAAAAGCGCCUUUUAGUGGCUGGAGAGAUGGUUCACUGGUUAAGAGCAUUUGUGGCUCAUCCAGAGGACCCAGGUUCAUUUUCCAGUACCCACAUAUUGGUUCACAAGCAUUCAUAACUCCAACAGGCACACACGUGGUGCAUGUCCAUGUAUGCAAUCAAAUAUACAUAAUACCUAGAGUAAAACAAAUAAGUCUAAAAGAUUAAAAUUUAAAAGCCUUAUAACUGAAUAGAAGUGCUCAUAGUUUAUACAUGCUGAUACUAUAUUCAUUGAGCCCUGUGGUACACAAACUUCUAGAAUUACCCUAGUGUCCUCACCCUUGUAUAACUCCCUCCUCUAUGAGUGUGGGUAGAAACGUUUUUGGUGUAGCUAUGUUAUAUUAAAUGGCAAAGGAGGAGGGGUUCAGAGAAGUCAAAGAGGUCAUUUCUAGAUAACCUAGAAGCAAAAAAAAUAUCUGUCUUGUGAACUGCCUGUUUGGGUCCGCAUAGCAAGAAACUGGGGGAAGUCUCUAGGAAGUAAAUAGUUCUUGGGACAAAACCAACAGGAAAAUGGAAACAUUAGUCAUAACUUCAAGGAAGUGAGUUCUGCCACUAAUCAAUGAGCUCAGAGAAUCUCUAACCCUGAGUAAGAACUGCUGCCCUAGACAGUGAGUUUCUGAUCAGAGAAUUCAAAUACUUCAAGCCAGACCCUCAAACAGUAGGUUUGGACAUAAAGCCUGGAAUUUGGCUCCUCUGAAGCAAUAUUCUGCUUAGUAUUACCAUGUGGUCAUGGUAUCUAGGAAGUGCAGAGACUAAAGGUAAAAGAGUGCUUCAUCAGAAUAGUUUCAACGGUAAACGUUUUUUUUUUUUUUUAAACAAAAAUUCUACAAUGUUGCUGGAUGCAGUGGUACACACCUUUAUUUCCAGCACUCGGGAAGCAAAGCAGGCAAACCCCUCUUGAGUCCAAGGCCAGCCUCUACAUCGUGAGCUCCAGUCUAGCCAGAGCUACAUAGUAAGACCCUUUGUCAAAAAAAGUACUUACUUAGAAGAUAUUCAAACUAAGGUAUUGGCUAAGACAUUUUUAAAAAUUAUUGAAUGCCAUUAAAGUCAUUAUUGAAUGUCCAGAAACUAUUAGAUCACAUCAAGAAUUGUGGGAAAUUGAGGAGAGGCUAUUGAGAGGGUUGGAAAAAAAAAAAGUUAAAAAAAAAUCGGCUGUCACUUAGUUUCCAUUAAAUUAAAUGUAUGGGGUCAUCUUCUAGCAAGAGAGAGGGCUGUGAGAGUAUCAGAAAGCUGGAUGUAUGUCCUGAAUGAGAAUACAGUGGUCUAUGUUUUAGGCAGUCAUUUGAGACAAGGGCAAGCAUCUUUGCUGUCAUGAAGGAGCUAUAAUUUUGUUUGUUCAGAGAAGUGUGAUUGUCUGUCUUCCCUGACCAAAUGUGGACCAAGCAUAAAAGAACUCUGGUAUAAGAUACCUUUUGUAUAAAAUUAAUUAUAUAUGUUUUAGUAUAUAUUAUUUUAUGAUAGAUUUUAUUUUUUAUGAUAGAUUCUAUUUUAUAAUAGAAUAUUAUAAGCUCACUAUAGCUAUUCCAUAUUCUGAGCAUUGAUUAUGUAGGCCUAAUGUUUUUUUACUUAUAAAUUUCAACAAAUUUACUUUUCAUUUGAAAGAGAGUUGGUUAUGUGAUAAAGAUUCCUAGAAAUCUUCAGCAAUCCUUCUGGUCCUCUUAGCUGGUAAAGAGAAAGGCACAUACCUAGAAAUGUGGUUUCUAAAGGGCAAUUUGAUUAUGCCACUUGACUAGUAUCAGAAUGCCUCUUGCAGUCAUUUUCCUGUAAUAUUUGUAGCAGAAGGUACUUGUCUGAAAUUAUGUUCACAGAAUUAUUUGUUCUUAUGUAAAGAUUUAUACCAUAAGCUCACAUAUACCCCCAUAGUGAUGCAGCCUUCCUUUUUUCUCUCUUUAACUAAGACUUUAAGAAGGAUCAGGAGGAACACGGAGUUUGGGUCUUGGUGCUUUCGAAUAGUCAUGCAGUCUCUUCCUCACAGAUCCUUCAUUGCAAUGUUGUAAGAACUUACUGGAGUACUGUUUGGACAGUUCAUUUGAAAAAACAGAACUCACUUAUGAGAGGGUUUUGGGUUGGUUUUGGUUUAAUAAUGUAACGACUUCAUGGGCAUCUACAACAGAAAUUACAAUGCAGCGUGCUGUUAUAAACCAUGGGAGGCAGAUACCGCUGCCCCCUCACAGUGCCCUGGCUCCCUUUUCUUUCAUUCUCUCUAGGCUCUCAGCUCCCCUGCUCAUACACUCUAUCUCCUUUUGCAAAGCUGCAGCCUGCCCAUGCCCAUAAUUCCUUCUGAGAUUUCUAUUCAGCAGUUCAAUACUCUGAGCGACUUAUGGCCAACUCCUUUCAGCUUCUCUAUUUUGAAAUCUCAGUAGAAAUGUUACUCAUUUUUAAAACAGCCACCAAAAUUGUAAGAUGGGUGAAUGAAACUAUGGGAGAAGCCACCUUUGAGACAGGCCAGUCUGGUGACCAAGGUCAUGUAGCAUGCAGAUCACAAUCAUAGUCCUGUCCAUUGAUCAGAGAAUGGAAGCAGGACAGGCAAUAGUGAUCAGUAACUGGCAUUCAUGCGAGACAUUUAAGAUUUGUUUUGGUAUACUCAUCAAAAGUCAAGAGGGACAGUGAGGUAAGUUUAUAAACCACUUUGUGGAAACAUUUGAACUGUAAUGUUCAGCAAAAAAUAUUAUCAAGAGCUUAAUAUUUGGCUGUUUGGAUUGUUGGAAAGGUGGGAGAAGUUUGAGAAACAUAGCUACAAGGGCUCGGUGGCUGGCCAGUGUUUGGGGUUUGGCUGUUGGAUAAAACCUGGUUUUAUUACCUGUUCCCUGAGACAGAAGGUAGAUGAGAAAGUUGGGUUUUGGUUGUGUUUGAUGGCUAGGGAAAAUGAAACAUGGUGAAUUUGCCAUACUGCAGGACAUCCAGGUACAGAUUGCAAUCCAGAGUGCAAACUGUAGGUCUAGGUUUGAAGUUCAGAUUUAAGAGCCACAGGGGUCUGGUUGGAAUUUCAUCCACUUGUCAUAUUAUGAGGGAAGUGAGUGGGUAAGUCAUGGAGUAUACACAAAAAUAGAGGCAUUUGCCAGGGAUGAAUGAGAGAUGACAGAACUGGAAACGGUAGGAGCUCAUCCAUUUUCUGUUAUGUGAUAGGUAUGAUUUGAUAACACCAGCAACUAUUUCAAGCACCGGGGCUAGCACACCAAACCUGAUACAGAAGUCCUUCUCCCAGGGGCUUGUAGUCAAGAAGGAAAAGUACCACAUCAGUGGAAACACAACUGUCUCCUCAGAAGAGGGCCUUUCCCACAGUACCAAUAGCUUUAAAUAUCAAGAAAUUUAGGACAGGGACUGAAGAAACUUCAGAUUUGAAAUGAGGAAAUUAGUGCUACCAUAAACCAAAUAUUCCCCAAGAUAUUUGGGUCCUUCUUCCCGGACUUGGGAAUGUUACUUAUAGUGAGAAGGAAGUGUGGUGACUCUUAUCAUGGAGAAAUCCUAUUAUCCACACUUAAUAUCAUGUCUCUAUAAGAGGGAGAUGGGAGAUUUGCUUGUAGAAAAGAAUGGAAAUGAGGCAAUAGAAGCAAGAGGUUACCCUGAUACAAGAAAGAAGUCAUAAGCGUAGGAAUCUUAGUGACUUCUGGAUGGUAGAAAAUGCAAAAGGUCAACAGUAGUCCCCUGGAACAGUGGUUCUCAACCUGGGGGUCAUGACCACUUUGACAGGGUUGCCUAAGACCAUCAAGAAGCACAGAUAUUUGCAUUAUGGUUCAUAACACUAGCAAAAAUAUUAUGAAGUAGCAACAAAAUAAUUUUAUGGGUGAGGGUCACCAUAACAUGAGGAACUGUAUUAAAGGGUCACAGUGUUACAGGUUGAGAAUCACUAAUAUAAAGCCUUCAGUGUGAACAUCCUUGAUGACACUUCGGAACCAUUGCAAGUUAUUUUUGACUUCUAGAUUACAGAAGUGGUUUGAAUGAAAAACGUCCAUGGGCUCAUGUAUUCGGUGGUGCUGUUUGGGAAGUAAUGGGACCUUUAGGUGCAGCCUUGUUAGAGGAGGUAUAUCACUGAGGGAAGGUGGUGGGGAGGGUGUUACAGCCUUGUUCUACUUUGUACUUGCACUCUUUCUGCUUCCUGUAUGUGUUUGAGAUGUGAGCUCUCAGCUUCCUACUCUAGCUGCCUGCUGUCAUGUCUUCCACACCAUGUGGAUAACCCUCUGGGACCGUAAUCCAAAAGAAACUUUUCUGUAAGUUGUUUGGGGUCAUAGUAUGUUAUCACAGCAAUAAAAAAAAAAGUAAUAAGCAUUA
Molecule: messenger RNA, 6122 nt
Organism: Psammomys obesus (fat sand rat)
Lineage: Eukaryota; Metazoa; Chordata; Mammalia; Rodentia; Muridae
Gene: CUNH5orf63
Product: chromosome unknown C5orf63 homolog
Exons: 6
Coding region: 130-618 (162 amino acids)
Source: RefSeq, a predicted model, not a curated record